AUGGAAAAGUGUCAGUUUGGUAUCCCCGAAUUUCUUCAAGCCUUCAAAAACUCCAUCAGGAUCCUGAAAGGGCAUGGGCUUGCUCCGGAGAUCCCUGAGGAUCUGUACCAUCUGAUAAAGAAGGCUGUUGCCAUUAGAAAGCACUUGGAAAGGAACAGGAAGGACAAGGACUCCAAGUUCAGGUUGAUCCUUGUGGAGAGCAGGAUUCAUCGGCUUGCUCGCUACUACAAGAGGACCAAGAAGCUCCCCCCGGUGUGGAAAUAUGAAUCUACAACUGCCAGCACUCUCGUGGCGUAGUAGAAGUAUCUUCUCCUUGGGAAAAUGCUUCGACGUUUCGAUGAUGAAUUUAGAGAACAGCUCCAUCCCUUAACGUGGAAGUCAUUGAUGUACUGAAACUUCAAUUUUUUGUGAACCGUAUUAUUGUGUUCGUAGCGAGAUUAGUAUUUGAAUCUUAAUCUGAGUUAAAUGUCGGAGUUUUAUGCCAAAAUCAUCAAUUUCCAAGGCUAUGGCAAAAGUAAUGUCACAAAUCGUUGAUUCCACA
Messenger RNA from Asparagus officinalis (garden asparagus), 541 nucleotides. Its product is annotated as 40S ribosomal protein S13-2-like. Bases 1 to 297 code for a protein of 98 amino acids. NCBI's taxonomy places the organism in Eukaryota, Viridiplantae, Streptophyta, Magnoliopsida, Asparagales, Asparagaceae. The record is from RefSeq and is a predicted model, not a curated record. The transcript is spliced from 5 exons. Gene Ontology annotation, molecular function: small ribosomal subunit rRNA binding; structural constituent of ribosome. Gene Ontology annotation, cellular component: cytosolic small ribosomal subunit; ribosome; nucleolus. Gene Ontology annotation, biological process: translation.